Aptenodytes forsteri (emperor penguin) is the source of this 2301-nucleotide messenger RNA. It is a transcript of the gene ESPN, whose product is annotated as espin. Gene Ontology annotation, molecular function: actin filament binding. Bases 1 to 1920 code for a protein of 639 amino acids. The transcript has 12 exons. Gene Ontology annotation, cellular component: cytoplasm. The record is from RefSeq and is a predicted model, not a curated record. Gene Ontology annotation, biological process: actin filament bundle assembly. Lineage: Eukaryota; Metazoa; Chordata; Aves; Sphenisciformes; Spheniscidae.
AUGGUCCCCAGUCCCACGCACGCUCCCCAGUGCCGACGGCCGCCCCACUUCCUUCCGCAGGACACAGACAACUCCGGUGCCACCAUCCUACACCUGGCAGCCCGCUUCGGUCACCACGAGGUGAUUGACUGGCUCCUCCGCUUCGGGGGCAGCGACCCCACAGCGGCCACUGACACGGGAGCACUGCCCGUCCACUAUGCCGCGGCCAAAGGGGAUUUCCCUUCCCUGCGACUCCUCUUGGGACACUGCCCCAGCACGCUGAGUGCCCAGACCAAGACGGGGGCCACCCCGCUGUACCUCGCCUGCCAGGAGGGCCACCUGGAGAUCAUCCAGUACCUGGUGCAGGACUGCGGGGCCGACCCCCACACGCGUGCCCAUGACGGCAUGACCCCGCUGCACGCCGCUGCCCAGAUGGGCCACAACACUGUCAUCGUCUGGCUGAUGAGCUUCACGACGGUGAGCCUGUCAGAGCGGGAUGCCGAGGGGGCCACAGCCAUGCAUUUUGCUGCCAGCCGUGGCCACGCCAAGGUGCUGAGCUGGCUACUGCUGCACGGCGGGGAGAUCACCACCGACAGCUGGGGCGGCACGCCACUGCACGACGCCGCUGAGAACGGCGAGCUGGAGUGCUGCCAGAUCCUGGUGGUGAACGGUGCCGACCUCAGCAUCCGUGACCAGGACGGCUACACGGCGGCUGACCUCGCUGACUACAACGGCCACGACCACUGCGCCCAGUACCUGCGCACUGUGGAGAACAUGAGCGUGGAGCACCGCGUGCUGUCGCGAGACCCCUCAGUGGAUGGGGAGUGCCGGCAGCCCGACUCGGGCAUGUCAUCUCCCAACACCACGGCAUCGGCGCCCCAGGCACGCUUCGAGGUGGGCUCCCCUGCCAGCACCCUCUCCCCCCCGCCGCCCCCCGGCUACCCUGCGCCCACGCCCCCCGCCACCCCUCACACUGCUGACAUCUAUGUGCGGGCCAAGAACAACCUGCGGCAUGUGGAGAGCCAGGCGCUGCGCCGAGAGCUGGCGUCACGCGAGAGCAGCCCCGAGGGCCUGCACCGGGCUGACUCCACCAGGCGGUCAAGGAAUUUUGGCAAGCAGCCGAGCACCGGUGACUACUACAAGCACCUGGGGCACAGUGCAGCUGAGCAGCCCGGCCCCCGGCGAAUGGCGCACAGCGAGGAGGUGAGCCCCCAGCCCCGCACCGUGAGCCUGCACAUGGCUCAGCGGCACUGGCACUGCCCGACACCUGCCCGCACUAAGUCCUUCAACAUGAUGUCCCCCACUGGCGACAACUCGGAGCUGCUGGCCGAGAUCAAGGCUGGGAAGAGCCUCAAGCCGACGCCACAGAGCAAAGGCUUCACCACCGUCUUCUCCGGCAGUGGCCAAGCAGGGGCCAACGCAGAGUCACCGGUGUCCUCCCCAUCACCCACCAGGACGCCCACCCCGCCAGCCACCCCUGAGGCUGCCGGGCCACCACGCUGCCUGGCAGGGGGCUCGCCAGAGCUGGUGCUGAACGGGAGCUCGCCGGUGCCGGCAGUGGGUGCUGGAGCGGCGGUGGAGGCAGAAGCACUGGUGCCGAGCCACGACGAGCAGGGCCGGCCCAUCCCCGAGUGGAAGCGGCAGGUGAUGGUGCGCAAGCUGCAGCUCCGCAUGCAGGAGGAAGAGGAGCAGCGGCGCAAGGAGAAGGAGGAGGAGGCGCGCCUGGCCAGCAUGCCAGCCUGGAGGAGGGACAUUCUGCGCAAGAAGCUGGAGGAGGAGAGGGAGCAGAAACGGAAAGAGCAGGAGAAGCUGAAGCGGGAGGAGGAGGAGAAGGAGAAGGAGCAGUCGGAAAAGCUAAGGACUCUUGGGUACGAUGAGACAAAGCUGGCACCCUGGCAGAGGCAGAUCAUCCUCAAGAAGGGGGACAUAGCCAAGCACUAGCCACGCCACGCCGCACCCCAGCUCUUCGUGGCGGGAGGAGGCCGGCAGGUCCCAGCAGGGACCAGGACACACCUCAGCACCCUCCUCCCGCCGCGGACAGCCACGUAGCCUGACCUGGAGGAGCCCCCGUCACCGACCCAGGCACCCGUAGUCCCCAUCCCACUGCCGCCAGCCCACUGCCACCCCGUGCUGCCCUUUGCAAAGUGAGCUGCCGCAGCGUGGUGCACCUGGCUCCUGCCGCCCAGCUCGACCACUGCAGCUGGGCUCGCUGUGCCGCCCGGCUCCCCGUGCUCCCCACUGGCACCGCUUGCCAUUGCGGCCGCGGGGCCUCCCCGCCUCCCCUCCUCCCCCCCCCGCCUCUGGAGCUGCUUGAGGCCGGCU